AUGAGUCAAAGCUCUAGUGAUAACUUCAAUACGACUAUAGGGAGGGAUGCGAUUCGCCUAGUCGAGCAGUUCGAAAGGGAUGAAGCCCUCGCCCGACAACUCCAGAAUGGCACAGAAUUUGAUUUUGAAUCUCCAGGUCCGACUUCGUCAACAGCAGUUAUUGGACGGAGCGUUCGAAUUACUACGGAUUUGCCACCGAUAAAUGAGGACGUCAUUGAUUUGACAGGAAGCGACGACGAAGAAGAUGAGGACGAGAACAACGAGUCGAUGGACACAAGUCACAAUACAACAGCGGAAUCUGCUGCGUCACGCGCACAUUUGCAGGCACUGGUGCGAGAUGCCGAGCGACUGAUUCAAGAAAUGGACGAGGAGGACGAAAGAGAUAGAAGCCCGAUUCGCUCAAUUCAUCCUCAAAUAUCGGGUAGAGCUCCAGGAACAUCGGGACAGGUUCGUUCGAACGCUAACGAGCAUCGACGGAAUGCUAUGUCCAGCCCUCCACGAAGACAGCCAGAUAAUUUGCCAGAGGAUAGCGAAGAGGAAGACACUGGGGAAGCGCUUCUCAAUGCAUCUUCAUCGACGUACGACUCUGAUGACUCAUUCAUUAAUGCAUUGCAAACGAACAAUCGAGUUGGUCAAGCUUCGUCUUCCAUUGGAGCUACUCCAGGGGCAUCUACCUCGGCAUUAUCUCAAUUCCGUCCUCCUGCUUUCACACGGCCAACUGCUCAGCAUUCAGCGGUAGGGCUCGGACUUCGUCAAGACCAGAUCAAUCGCCUUCCGUCCCAGUCGCUAGACGAGACAAUCGCAGGGGACACCUGUCCAGUUUGCAUGGAUGAUAUGGCGACCAACAACGAGAUUCGACGUCUUCCAUGUCUCCACGUGCUGCACAAAGGCUGCAUCGAUCCAUGGCUGAAGAAGAGCAAAGAAUGUCCGAUCUGCAAGUUCGACAUUUCCUCCGCCAUGUAA
Oikopleura dioica is the source of this 963-nucleotide messenger RNA. Lineage: Eukaryota; Metazoa; Chordata; Appendicularia; Copelata; Oikopleuridae. The record is from the annotation of a GenBank genome assembly.